AUGACUAAAUACAAAAAUGGUGUUUUCCAGCAAUCGGAUAACGAAGGGAAUGACUCAAUCUCCCAAUUAAUGGCCCAAUGCAAGGAAAUCGCUCGCGAUAUUAAAAAAGAACGGCCAUGUCGGCGGCAUCUCCCAGCAGCAUUGUUCCAGACAUUCCCCGCUCGAGAUGUCAUUGAUCAACUUGUACGGCUUUACUUCGCCACAACUGAGAGUUGCUACCGAAUUAUUGAUUUCUCCACAUUUAUCACUGAAUAUGACACAUCGAUGACUAACUUAGAGAACGCCAGAAGCUCGUUCCUUGUUGAGUUACUGCUUGUCUUGUGUGUCACGGGUCCAAUGCACAGCGAUGAAAGCGUUCGCAAGGAGUUGGCCGCAAAAAGUGCCACAUGGCUUCACAUUUCCCAAACUUGGCUGUCCGCACCAAUAGAAAAAGACCGUUUGACAAUCAAGGGCAUUCAGAUACAUUGUCUUCUGCUCCUUGCCCGACAAGUUAACAGGCUGGGUGCAGAUAUAGUGUGGAUAUCAGCAGGCUCACUUAUUAGAAUGGGCAUGCAGAUGGGACUACAUCAAGACCCAGACCGCCUGGGAGAUGUGCCAACAAAUGAAAAAGAGAUUCGCAGGCGACUUUGGUAUACUAUUUUGGAAAUGAAUGUCCAGGCUGCCCUAGACUCGGGAAUGGUCCCCAUGAUCACACCGCAGGACUACAACACAAAGCCGCCGGCUGACGAAAGCAUGGGUAAUUCUGAAAGUUUGAGAACUGGAGAGAAUGACGAAUUAAGCUCUACAUAUGAACAGCCGUUAUCAUUUCAGCCUUUAUUGGCCGAAUCUCUCCCACUUAGAAUACAUGCUACCAAAAUCAUAAGCAGCCUCCAGGAAGAGCCUGAAUAUGGCCAAGUUCUAAAUUUAGGAAGCGACCUCUCAAAUGCAUGUCAGAAAGCUGCUUUGAACGUUCAACGUCAAAUAGGUCGCUCUCGGAGUCCCCAAAAUCAAUUUGCUCAGAGCUUUUGCAGUCACCUCCUCAGUCGCUUUCUUUUGUGUUUGCAUUUCCCCUACGCCGUCAAAGCCCCGGCGCAUCAAGUUUUUGCUCACUCACAGAGGGUCUGCCUGGAAAUCGCUUUGGAGUUGGUUUCUCUGCUGGAUGACAAUCUUUACAGCCGAUUGUUGACCAAUGGAGGUGGCAUGUUCCGUGAUCUCAUCACGCGGGGCGCGUUGAUGUUAUAUUUGGAACUAAAUUCGCGUCUCGCCAAUAACAUUUCAAGCCUUGCCAUCCGUCGGCAUCGUGCAAAUCAAGAUCUACUAAUCCAGGAUGCGCACCGAAUAGUCCAGUACGCGAAGAACAGAAUGUCUCAUGGUGAAACAAACGUGAAAGGCUAUGUUUUCCUCUCUAUAGCCACUGCUCAAGCCGAGGCUUUGCUGAAUGGGCUCUCUGCAGAUGAUGCCUCGAAAGGCGCCGCUGAGAAAAGCUUAAUCGAGUGCCAUGCUAUCCUCACGGAGCUGGCAGCCUCCAAAUCUUCUAGCAACAUAGACCCGGAUCUGGAAAUUUGGAUGCAUAACUAUUCCCGUACCCCGCCAGACGGACUAGGGACUGAAUUUGACAUUCUGAAUGACGAUUUGUUUAAUUUUGACUUUAUGAACUCGGCCACUGUACCAAGCGGGACAAAUUUCGCUUAG
Penicillium angulare is the source of this 1671-nucleotide messenger RNA. Its product is annotated as putative C6 transcription factor. Lineage: Eukaryota; Fungi; Ascomycota; Eurotiomycetes; Eurotiales; Aspergillaceae. The coding region runs from base 1 to 1671 and encodes 556 amino acids. Gene Ontology annotation, molecular function: DNA-binding transcription activator activity, RNA polymerase II-specific; RNA polymerase II cis-regulatory region sequence-specific DNA binding; zinc ion binding. Gene Ontology annotation, biological process: DNA-templated transcription; regulation of transcription by RNA polymerase II. The transcript has a single exon. The record is from RefSeq and is a predicted model, not a curated record. Gene Ontology annotation, cellular component: nucleus.